GUUUGUGCUUGCGGAGUGCAUUAUCAUCAUGCGAAAAGCUAUUCAUAUUGCCGGGAUUCUAAUUCUUCUUGUGGGCUUGGAAGCUGUGUGGGGAGAGGAGGAAACGAAAGAAGAAAGGGCGGAGGCGAGCGGAGAAGGGGAAGAGGCGAGUGGAAAAGAGGAAGGGGCUGAAGAAUAUGACGAAUUACAAGCUGCCCCCGCAAAGAAAAAUCGUGGAGGUAAUGCUGCAGAAGAGAAUCCAAAACCACCACUUGAAGCACAAGAGCCAGUACCUGUUGAAGCAACAAAUUCGCCUAAAAAACUGGGAAGAAUGGUAGACUCAAUUGUGCCGGUGAUUGUAGCAGUUGGAGCGGCUUCGCUGUAGUUACGUAAAAUGGCUGCUUUUACCAAUGUAUUGUG
Molecule: messenger RNA, 399 nt
Organism: Cylicocyclus nassatus
Lineage: Eukaryota; Metazoa; Nematoda; Chromadorea; Rhabditida; Strongylidae
Source: the annotation of a GenBank genome assembly